This is a messenger RNA of Symbiodinium pilosum, 390 nucleotides long. NCBI's taxonomy places the organism in Eukaryota, Dinophyceae, Suessiales, Symbiodiniaceae. The record is from the annotation of a GenBank genome assembly.
AUGACUGAGGGCUCGUGGCGGCAGGAACGUUUCUUGGUUACGCAUCUGUCCCUGUUGGAGGUGGAUUUCGACUCGCGCCUCAGCUACUUUGUACAAGCCGCCGAGGCAAGCAGCGGGGUCAGCCGCAAUCGCAGGAAACUGUCCGCAGGUCGUGAGCUCUUGAAGGACGUAACGCAGGCGCAUAGCAUCGCGAUAGAGUCUUUGUUUGUCCAGCAACGCUGGGAACGCAGGGCUGCGCUUAUUGCGCUCAAGGAGGCUGUGGAGUCUAUAGGCCUUACUUGGUUGCGAAAGGAGCCCUUGCUCCCGGGCGUGGACAUCGAAGAUCUUGCAGGCACUUUCUUUCGGGCGAUCCAGGAGGCAGCUGAAGCAUUUGAGGCCAUUCUCGAAAGG